Molecule: messenger RNA, 1157 nt
Organism: Neogale vison (American mink)
Lineage: Eukaryota; Metazoa; Chordata; Mammalia; Carnivora; Mustelidae
Gene: SRRD
Product: SRR1 domain containing
Exons: 7
Coding region: 11-1015 (334 amino acids)
Biological process (GO): microtubule-based process
Cellular component (GO): nucleus; cytoplasm
Source: RefSeq, a predicted model, not a curated record
UCAGAGGGUCAUGGCGUCCGCGGCGUUGGAACCCUGGCAGGCUGCGGCUCCGCGAAGGAAAAGACGCUCUGCGGAGCGGCGACCGCGGGGCAGGGAGGUAGCCCUGCGGGACCUGGAGGCCCAGCCUGAGGCGGACUGCGGAGUCGUGCUUCGUCGCAUCCGGGAGGCCGGGAAGGACCUGCUUCUGUCUGAUUUCUGGAGUCUGGCACUAGAAACCAUCAACAGCUGUCUUACAAAACAUCUGGAACAACUGAAAGUCCCUGAGGGGACUCUUUCGGAAGCCCUUAGAAACCUGCAUCUUGACUCCUCGACAAAUGAGUCUGCUGUGACACCUGGCUUCAUCCCAGGGGAGAACCCAGUCCCGGGAACCUGCUGUUGGAAGUGUGUAUGUUAUGGCAUUGGAAACUUUGCCACCUGCGUCAUAGCUAGACACCAGCUCACAUUUCUGCUUCUCUUCCUGGAAAAGUGCCAGAUUCCCAGGAGGCACUGCUGGGUGUACGACCCUCUGUUUAGCCAGCUAGAAAUUGCAGUUCUGAAGAGCCUUGGUGUGACUGUUCUCAGUGAGAACGAGGAAGGAAGACGGAGCGUCCACGGCGAGCCCACCAUCUUCUACAUGCCCCACUGCGGCACAGCCCUGUACAACAACCUUCUGUGCAGUAACUGGUCAGUGGACGCCCUUGCCAAGAUGCUCAUCAUUGGGAACAGCUUCAGAGGACUCGAGGAGAGAUUGCUGGCAAGGAUUCUACAGAAAAAUUAUGCCUACAUUGCAAAGGUUUUAAAAGGACUGGAGGAGCUUGAGCUGCCUGAGACUUCACAGUACAUGGACGUAUUUAACGAUACCUCCAUCCACUGGUUCCCUGUACAGAAGCUACGACGACUCCCCAUGGACACUUGGGCUUUCCGGGAAGAACCAGACUACCAGGACUGUGAGGACCUUGAAAUCAUCAGGAACAAGAGAGCUCCCUCAGCUGCUGACCAGAACUUGCCCUGGCAGGGCAGCUGUCCGCAGAGAUGACAGGGAGGGUGGCCAUGUGGGGAGCACCCUUCUUUGUGGCGGGCCAGACUCGAGAGCCCAGAAAAUACGCAGUGUGGUUCUCCUCAGCGGAGGACAUGCCACAGAAGGGCUCAGUGUAAAGACUGACAUGCCUUGGCAUUAG